Molecule: messenger RNA, 1462 nt
Organism: Rosa rugosa (rugosa rose)
Lineage: Eukaryota; Viridiplantae; Streptophyta; Magnoliopsida; Rosales; Rosaceae
Exons: 6
Coding region: 5-1003 (332 amino acids)
Source: RefSeq, a predicted model, not a curated record
AUGGAUGGGAGUAGGCCCAUUCGAUGUUUGCUCCUACAUCAACCAAAUCCCAAGCGGGGGGAGCUUCUUCACCAACCAGGUCCAACUUCAUGAUGUGGGUGCGAACACUCCGCGAAACGACGACCAGAUUGGAAAUGCUCAUGGAGGUGUUGCUGCUACAAACCCAAUUCAAGCAUCGUUUGGAAAUGCUCAUGGCGGAGGCUCCGGCGCUACAAACCCAAUUCAAGCAUCGUUUGGAAAUGCUCAUGGCGGAGGCUCCGGCGCUACCAACCCAAUUCAAGCAUCGUUUGGAAAUGCCAACAAAGAUAAUGAGAUGCGUGAUGCCACAAAGGUUGAAAAGCUCCGCCCAGACAUGUCGGAUGUCACUCUCACUGUAAAGGUUGUUAGUACUAAGAUAGUAGGUAUGCCAUUUGCUGACUGCUUGGUUGGCGAUGAAACUGGAAUGAUAAUCUUCAGAGCUACAAUCGAUCAAGUGGACUUGAUGAAAGAGGGUUUGACUGUAACUCUGCAAAAUGCCAAAGUUGACAUGUUCAAUGAUUCAAUGAGGCUUGUUGUCGACGAAAGUGGCAGUGUUCAAGUUGCUGAGCCUGCCGGUUUUACUGUGAAGGAAGAUAGCAACCUCUCACUCAUUCAAGCAUCGAUUGGAAAUGUCAACAAAGACAAUGCCAUAAAGGUUGAAAAGCUCCGCCCAGACAUGUCAGAUGUCACUCUCACUGUAAAGGUUGUUAGUACUAAGAUAGUAGGUAUGCAAUUUGCUGACUACUUGGUUGGCGAUGAAACUGGAAUGAUAGUCUUCAGAGCUACAAACGAUCAAGUGGACUUGAUGAAAGAGGGUUUGACUGUAACUCUGCAAAAUGCCAAAGUUGACAUGUUCGAAGAUUCAAUGAGGCUUGUUGUCGACGAAAGUGGCAGUGUUCAAGUUGCUGAGCCUGCCUGUUUUACUGUGAAGGAAGAUAACAACCUCUCACUCAUUGAAUUUGAAUGUGUCCAGGUUUAUACAUGAGGCAUCAAAUCUCCAAAAAUGUUCUCGAAAAUGCACUCUUAGGAAGAAGAAAUCUUGAAGCUAGUACCACCCAAGUCGUUUCCUUACCUGUGUGCAGCUGAUAGUCUAUGACCUUUGGUUGUACUGCCAAAAUAGAUGUUGAUGGCUGUGAGUCCUUGAAGAUAAGGAAGCUGGCUGCUUUAUCUUGUUUACUAUCUGAUUUGUAAAUCUUUGGGAAUUAUCAAAUGUCCCUAAGAAUUUUGCUGUGUUACUUCACUUCAAAUUUCUUAUGCUGUGAAGUGUUGAACUCCUUGCAUUGUUUGUAGUCUUAGGAAUUAACUUCUACCCCAAACCCUAGUGGUGCUUAUUCUGGGUAGUUAAGCAGAGAUCAAGUGUAAAUGUCAGUUGGUGACUCAAAUCCAUGUAUUUGGCUUACUUGUUUGGAUUUCCUAGCAGGUUUCAACAAGUCUUUAUUUCUUA